AUUUUUCAAUGGGUAGAUGGUCUGCGCCAUGUUCUACGCACAGUAGAUUUUCAAGAGCCACACCAUCCUUUGCGACAGGAUUCCAAAUUUCAUGAUCUUCCAUGGAGCAAAUAGCAAAUAAUUCAAUCACAGUGCUACCAAUAUUAAUUAAGAACUGAUUUGCCGAUGGCUACCGAUGUACCAAUCCUUAAUUGUAAUGGGUGUAAAUGGUGAACAUGAAUACCUGUUAGCUGUUAGCCGAUGUAAAUGGCGGCCAUUAAUACGUCUUUUUACAAUAAUUAAUCAAAAUCAACCGUUAUGAUUCUAAUCAUCGACGUAAGUUGUAAGCUCAAGUUGUCAAAAAUGACAAGUCAAAAGUCAUUCGCGCAUCUGCGACCGUGGUAAAAACAAACUUAACAAACGCCAGUCAUCUUUAUUCAAUAAAGUUGCUAUUUAUCAAAAAAAAUUAAAGAAUGUUUGAUCCGAUGGGCGCUCCACCUGCCCUUUGGCAUAAUGGACCCACUCCUGGGGGUUUCUAUAACUUUCCAGCCAUUCAAACAAGACCAAGUGAGCCAAUAACACAUUCAAAGUCUCCAGUGACCACAGCCACUUCUGUGAUAGCCCUAGCAUAUGAUAAAGGUGUAGUCAUAGCCGGCGAUCUAUUGGCUUCUUAUGGGUCUCUGGCACGUUACAAAAAUUGCCCUAGAAUUCUGAAAGUCAAUGAAAACAUCUUACUGGGUGCCAGCGGAGAUUAUGCUGAUUUCCAGUACAUUAAGAGUUUCAUUGAACAGAAAAUAAUUGAUGAAGAAUGCAUUGGUGAUAAUAUUAAACUGAAACCAAAGUCAUUGUAUUGCUGGCUUACAAGAGUUAUGUAUCAGAGAAGAAGUAAAUUUGAUCCAUUCUGGAAUAAUAUCAUUGUUGCUGGGAUUCAGGAUGGUGAACCAUUUUUAGGCCAGGUGGAUAAACUAGGAACCGCUUAUACUGAUCGAGCCAUUUGUACUGGGUAUGCAGCCCAUAUUGUGCUGCCCAUUAUAAGAGACUUUUUAGAUAAGAACCCCAACCCUACACAGGCAGAAGCAAAGGCACUGGUUCUAAAAUGCAUGGAGGUGUUAUACUAUAGAGAUGCAAGAAGUUUCUCAAAAUUCCAAAUUGGAAUUAUGGACAAAGAGGCUGGAUCUAGCAUUGAGGGGCCUCUUACUUGUGAAGAAAACUGGGAAAUUGCUUUGGUGGCUAAGAAUUAAUUAAGCAACACUUAAUUUUGUUUAUCCCAUAAAAUAAACCUUCUUUUAUAUGGACUAUUGCUUGAUUUUUCCUUGUAUACAUGUGGAAAUAGGUAUGUAUUGAAUCAGUGCAAUUUAAAAUAUGCAUCCUGUUUUAAAAUAUACUACAGUGAAACCUGGUCAAGUGGCUUAUGGAUACGUUAUUGGCAAUAACAAUGAAGUCCUGACAUUUACCUUUUGUUAAGAACUUUCAAA
Molecule: messenger RNA, 1454 nt
Organism: Acanthoscelides obtectus
Lineage: Eukaryota; Metazoa; Arthropoda; Insecta; Coleoptera; Chrysomelidae
Source: the annotation of a GenBank genome assembly